GACGAAGGAUGUCUUCAGGAAAUAUCGCGUGACUAGAGAGACUGACAGACUUGUGUCGGAACAAGGGAGGGAAUUGCGCGAGGAAUACGACGUCGAGUUAGAAUGCCUAAAUGAUUCUUUAGGCCAAAGACGAAGGGUUAUCACAGACCAAAGGCUAAAUCUCCAGGCGGAAACCGACGAGAUCUUGCGAGCAGAAUCUGACUUCAACUUCCCCAAAAUACACAUCAUGGGCCAUUUCGCAGAGCACAUUUGUCAAUACGCCAAUAUUUCGGACUAUUCGAUGGAGUCUUGCGAGUCAGCCAACAGGGAUCAGAUCAAAAUACCGUAUCGUAAGAGCAAUCGCAUCGAUCCCGCAAUGCAGAUACUUCAGAUGUUUAACCAUGAUUAUACGUUUUCCAUUUGCGAAUUAAAUCUCCUAUAA
This is a messenger RNA of Morchella sextelata, 421 nucleotides long. RefSeq lists its product as uncharacterized. The annotation marks the transcript as partial. The transcript has a single exon. Lineage: Eukaryota; Fungi; Ascomycota; Pezizomycetes; Pezizales; Morchellaceae. The record is from RefSeq and is a predicted model, not a curated record.